GAGAGAGAACUAAACAAAACCCAUAUCAAGCUUCUCUUCAGAGACUGCAAUCGAUCACGCCUGCUCAACAUGAAGCGCAAGGCCGAUUCACGGAUUGACGACAACAGGGCGUCCAAGAAGAAGUCCAAGACGACUCUCACGACCGACGUCGCAAAGUCAAGGUUUCGCAAAGGUCUUUUCGACAAGAAUGUCCUCGACUCGUACACCCGCCAGUACGCCACCUCGAGCCCUUACAAGCACUCGGUCAUCAACGGCCUCGUCGACGACCGCCUCCUGCGCUCCGUCCGUGACGAGAUUCGCGAAAACGUUUCCUUCACCCCCAAGGAGACGGACAUUUACAAGAUCCACCAGUCAGGCGACCUCGCCAAUCUUGACGGCCUCGACGACGAUGCCCUCGCCAAGCUGCCGUCGCUGCUCUCGCUGCGCGACGCGAUAUACUCCGAGACCUUCCGCGACUAUGUCUCCCACAUCACCGGCUGCGGACCCCUGAGCGGCCGCAAGACCGACAUGGCCAUCAACGUCUACACCCCCGGCUGCUAUCUCCUCUGCCACGACGAUGUCAUCGGUAGCCGCAAGGUCAGCUACAUCCUCUACCUCACGGACCCGGACAAGCCGUGGAAGCCUGAGUGGGGCGGCGCUUUGCGGCUGUUCCCCGUCGACGAGCGCAAGGGCAAGGACGGCGAGAUCGCCAAGACGCCGGCACCGGACCACACCAAGGUCAUCCCGCCCGCUUGGAACCAGCUGUCCUUCUUCGCCGUGCAGCCGGGCGAGUCCUUCCACGAUGUCGAGGAGGUGUACCAUGCCGAGACCAAGGAGCAGCUCGAGCGCGAGGGCGGCCGAAUCCGCAUGGCCAUCUCCGGGUGGUUCCACAUCCCCCAGGUUGGCGAGGACGGCUAUGUCGAGGGCGCCGAGGAGAAGCAGGUCAAGAACUCGGGGCUCAUGCAGCUUCAGGGCAAUCCGGACCAGCACGACACGCCGCGCGCGAAGCCCACCAAGGUCGAGAAGCCCAAGGCGAGCCUGGAAGGCUUCGACGAAGCCGGGCUUGAGUUCUUGCUAAAGUACAUGGCACCGACGUACCUCACACCGGAUACGCUCGAGCAGAUCUCGGAGCAUUUUGAGGAGAACUCGAGCAUCACGCUCUCAAACAUCCUGUCCAAGAAGUUCUCUGCCCGGCUGAGAGAUUACGUCGAAUCCCAGGAGAAGGCGUCGCUGCCCGAAAAGAGUGCGGCUGUUGAGAAGAAGUCGGCGUGGCGCGUCGCCCGCCCGCCGCACAAGCACCGAUUCCUCUUUCAACAGCCCGCCGGGGCCGACGAGCUGCGCAGCUCGCAGGAGGAGAACCCGCUGACGGAGCUGUUGGACCACCUGCUCCCAUCACGCCAGUUUCGUGAAUGGUUGCAGGUCGCCACGGGCACUGUCGUCGAGGGCCACGAGUUCCUUGCGCGCCGCUUCCGCCGGGGCCAGGACUACACUCUUGCGACGGGCUACGAAGGUAAGCCGCGCCUAGAAUUCAACCUCGGCAUCACGCCGUCCAGGGGUUGGGGUGACGAGGAUGACGAAGAGGAGCCCGAGGAGGAGGAGGAAAAUGAGAAGGCAAGCAGGAAGACGAAGAAGCGCAGCAAGGGUAAAGGCAAGGCUAAGGCAGAGCCCGAACCUGAACCCAAAGAAGAGAUCGAGGUUGGCGGGCACGAGGUGUACAUGGCGGGCGACGACGGCGACGAGGACGAGGAUGCGGCCAUCUACAAGUCUAGCGGCGACGACGACAAUAUCCUCUUCUUCCAGGCGGCCGCGUGGAACAAGCUGACGCUCGUACUGCGCGAUAGUGGCACGCUGCGCUUCGUAAAAUAUGUCGGCCGCGCGGCCAAGGGCGACCGCUGGGACAUUUCAGGCGCGCUCGACAUCGAGGACGAGGACGAGGACGGCGGCGAGGCGAGCGGGUCCAAGGACAAGGCCGGCCACGAUGAGUCCGAUUCUGCGGAGGAGUGGAACGGCUUCUCCGACUCACCUGCGGCGGAGAGCGAUAGUGACUAAAGGAUUUCGGGUCGCGUGGAAGCUGUGUGUGUAUAUGUGUGUGUGCGGCCCUCGGCCCAACAAAAGUCUUUCCGCGCAGUAGAUGCGAUACACGAUUAGAUCCCAAACUAAUUGAAAUGACAAGUUGAUGGGCUCUUUUCUCUGUAGAUACCUGCCGGCGGGCUCUCAUGGCCAUCCAUGCCUUGUCCUGCCUUACCUAGGAAGAAACAGGCCGAGCCAAACAAACAAUUUGUGAUUUGCAAAUGCUACAGCAAGAUCGAGACAGCUAAUAACUCGACUCGAAUGUACAAAGAAGAUGGACAAGACAAUUUCGCUAUCCUGUGAUCCCCAUGCCCCCUUUCCCAUGAAAACGCCAGAGUUUCUCCUAUUUAGCCAUGCAAGAAAACACGAAUGUGCCAGCAAUGCCAGUGUCUGACGAUGCAACAAUCCCUAACACAAGAGCAAAACCCCCUUCUCGGUAACCUUCUACC
This is a messenger RNA of Colletotrichum destructivum, 2498 nucleotides long. RefSeq names its product Putative oxoglutarate/iron-dependent dioxygenase. The record is from RefSeq and is a predicted model, not a curated record. Gene Ontology annotation, cellular component: cytoplasm. Gene Ontology annotation, biological process: peptidyl-proline hydroxylation; regulation of translational termination. The transcript has 2 exons. Gene Ontology annotation, molecular function: L-ascorbic acid binding; peptidyl-proline dioxygenase activity; iron ion binding. Lineage: Eukaryota; Fungi; Ascomycota; Sordariomycetes; Glomerellales; Glomerellaceae. The coding region runs from base 70 to 2028 and encodes 652 amino acids.